UUAAAUCUGAUGGGUGCAAUGAUCCAACUGUGGGUUCAGCAUCUUCAGUUACAGACUGAAAAUGAAGGAGGGUUCAUUCCUCAUUUCAUUAAAACUCCUGAACCACAACAAGCCACAUUAAACUUGCUAAUUUUUGAAGGCAUAUAAAAUCAACAAUAUGGAUUUUGUCAUUACGUGCAGGGGUUACGAUGGGUCAAAGCUAUGCAGUAAUCAUCUCAUUUGUUUUCUUGAAUGAUUAAUGUUUUGCAGUGAUGUCUCCAAAGGUUUAUCCAAAUGAUCCUCUGUUCUGCUUCCAGGUGAUACUGCAGAGAAAACAAUGUCACCCCAUGUUUUGCCAUCACGCUGCACAUUUUCAAUUGUUUUAUAAAAGAGAAAAUGGUGAUACAUGUAUUUCAAAACAUCAUGUGUGGACAAACCAUAAAGAACUAGCUGGAUAUUUUGUGUCGAAAUCACAGUACAGCAUCUUUCUUAUUGAGUCAUUUACUUUGCUUCUCUGCUACACCAGCAUUUAUUGUUCACCAACCUGCCAAAUCUCAUUUUAAGCCCUGGUUCUCUUUCAGACCUCACUAUGGGGGUGCCUUCUGGUGCACUCAAUCAUUGAAGCUCCACUUCCACCACAUUGGUCUAAGACCGAUCAAUCAUUUCAAGGACACAGGGUCCCCUGACCCCCUUUAUAAUAGAGUGUUCACAUGUUUAGCUGAUUUGAUUGCAUGUGCUUCUAGCAGAAAGAAAGUGGAGAAAAAUAUCCAGGUUCUGAUAUGCAGCCUAUUUAGUUUAGAUUUCAUCAUCAACUGUAACAAGAGUGCGCUGUCUCUCACUCACAGAAUAGAAUAUUUGGGUUAUAAUAAACUUUUGGUUUUUCUGUCACAAAAUUUGAAAAAUUUCACUAGUACUAGCUCUGUUCCCCAAGGUAAACAGUAACAUUUAGAGCUUGUUUGCACUUGAGUGGGCUGUUGGCCUCAGUAAUCACUAUCAUCCUAGAGACUGUUGAGGAUGCUGCAUUUUGAGCACUGGGUGUCCUCUCUGCUUUUGGACGUUGGAUACCCCGUUUGAUGAGAAAUGUGUGUUUUCCCCCAAAUGUGUGAUGGCUCUCCAUCGCUGCAGACAAAAAAAUGUUCAUCACCAUUGUACCCUUGUGUUAGGUGACUUUGGGGAAAACUGAAUGCAGAUGUCAUGGUGCAUCAACCAGGUUGAUUCUGUUCAUCUGGGGGUAGCGUUUUCAGUGGGAGAAACGUUUCAGUCAUGAGAGUAACCUGUAAUAGCGAACUGAUCUUGAGACUGUCUCAUCUGUUAGCAGCUGGAUCAUUUGUGCUGCCAGACAAACUUUUUUUGCAUUUCCCCAGUAAAAUAUGAUGUUUCUAAAGGAAUUUGACCAGCUCAACUCAAGACAUCAGUUUUGUUCUAUUGGGGAGAAUUUAUGAGAAAAACAGAAAGCAAAGUUUAAAAUGUAAUCAUAAAAUAUUUAAUAAUUCAUUGAUUUUGACACGCUGAACUCCAAAAUAUUUAAUUACCAUUUCUGUAUCAGGUAAGACUCGAAUGAAACUACAUUUACACAUUCAACGUUUUCAUGUCACUGGUUGCACAGGCCUAUGGAAUAAUAUGAACUCUCAACAACAGCAACCUCUCAGUAUUGACGAGCUCCACUUCAGUAAAGUAAUGCAAUAUAUUACUUAAAUUACUCGCAAGAGAAAGUAAUUUGUGUUACUGCUACUUACUUUCUCGUUACUCCUAAAAUGGUGCACUCUCCCAUAAUUACCAGUUAACAAUAUAAACGUUGGGCACAUACCAACACAAAUCCCUAUCCUUCUGAAUACAAACAAAGACUCUUCUGGAUUGUAGUCUAGGUUUGCGUUAACAUGUUAUCUAUGCAGAUGAUAGUUCUGUUAGCACUAUGUUAUUUCUGUUCUGUCCACUUUACCACUGCAAUCUUGUCCUUUUGAGUAAUAAAAAUAAAAUUCCACAUCGCGUUACAGUGGUGUGAAAAAGUGUUUUCGCCUUUCCUCAUUUCCUAUUUUUUUGUAUGUUUGCCACGCGUAAAUGUUUCAAAUCAUCAAACAAAUCUAAAUGUUAGACAAAGAUAAUACAACACAAUUUUAUUAUGAAACCCGCAGAGCCCUGUGUGAAAAGCUGUGAUAGUGUAACUGACAGUGUGCUAGCUCCUUAGCUAGCACACUAUACAAACAGUAUACAAACAGUUAGAACAAAGAUGAAAGAUUAUUGAAGACAUGCAUGCUGGCACAUUUCAUUCACUGCAUAAAACCUGAAACUAUCAAAAACCUAGAGUUCAAGAUUUAGAAAACAUUGUCCAGAGCUGUGUAUUGGCAUCUGAGUUGGUGCUAUUUCUAGUUUAGUGUCCUGACAAAAGUGGCAGGAUGAACCUAACCUCAGGGCGUUAUAAGGUCAUGGUACUGAUGGAUCAAUAGCUUCAAACCGACCUACUUUCCAGCUUUAAAAUAGUGUCAGUCAGACUGCACAGUAGGGUGUUGUCUGUCUCCAAGGGAUUAAAAUAUCACACUUACACUACACUUCAAUCUACAAUUUGAUUAAUGGCCUUAUGCCAAAACACACAGGGACGAGGACUCUAGAAAAUAUCUAAUAUUAAUAUGACAGAAGAUGGGGGACUGGAAUCUAUUAGGGAGUAUUUUAGAAGAGGUCCACAUUCAUUCCACCAUCGUUGGGAAGAUAUGGCUCACAAUCCUCUUCAUUUUCCGGAUGCUUGUGCUCGGCGUCGCAGCUGAGGAUGUCUGGGAUGAUGAACAGAGCGAGUUUGUUUGUAACACAGAGCAACCUGGCUGCAAGACUGUCUGUUACGACCAAGCUUUUCCCAUCUCUCUCAUCCGCUACUGGGUCCUGCAAAUUAUCUUUGUAUCCUCACCCUCUCUGGUCUACAUGGGUCACGCCUUGUAUCGUUUGAGGACCCUUGAGAAGGAGAGACACAGGAAGAAAGCGUGUCUGAAAGCUGAGCUGGAAGGUACAGAUCCCGUCCUGGAUGACCAUAAAAGAAUUGAGAAAGAGCUCAGGAAAUUAGAUGAACAGAAGAAAGUAAGGAAAGCUCCUCUCAGGGGCUCUUUGCUGCGUACAUAUGUUUUCCAUAUUUUGACCAGAUCUGUAGUGGAGGUGGGUUUCAUUAUAGGACAGUUUGCUCUGUAUGGGAUUGGACUGUCUGCACUCUACAAAUGUGAAAGGAUGCCUUGCCCUAACAGCGUUGAUUGUUUUGUGUCACGACCGACAGAGAAGAACAUUUUCAUGGUUUUCAUGCUGGUUAUUGCCGGAGUUUCUUUAUUCCUCAAUCUCCUAGAGAUUUCCCAUUUGGGGGUGAAGAAGAUUAAACAAAUCUUGUAUGGAUAUAAAUAUGGGGAUGAUGAGAGUAUGUGCAGGUCAAAGAAGAACUCCAUGGUGCAGCAGAUCUGUGUGCUCUCAAAUUCCUCACCACAGAGAUUAAUCCAGCUCACGCAGAUGACCUGCUCUGCUUUGCCUGAAACUCACGGGGAGAGUCAGCCUUUGAAUUUGGCCUUAGUGGCCCCUCAGAGUAUCGAAGGUCACAGCAUCUCCUGCCGCCCCAGCCAAGCUGAAAUCCAAGGUCUGCACCAGCUGGGUGCCAUGGAAAGACGUUACACUCUGGAAAAUCGCAAACCGUCAUGCAGCAGCGAUGAUUCAAAUGGACCCCAUGGUUCUGGUAAACCACAAUAUGUGGGGCCUCGACCUACGCUGAUGGCCGGCCACAUGGAAAUCCCAGCAGCCCUGAGAAACCCACAGAGGAAGCAGAGCAGAGUGAGUGUAUGUAAGGAGCUCAGCGAUAUGAGUGAUUCUCCGGAGAGUGAACACUAUCCCACAGCCAGAAAAUGCAGUUUUAUGUCCAGAGGACUGUCGGAGGGCAAGCUGGCCAGUCCGUCUGACAGUGGAGACUGUCAGAGUGGAACGGACAAUGCAUCCCAGCAUCUUAGCGAGGGGGAGAGUCCAGUGGUGUCUCCACCACCUCCAGCUGGAGGGAGGAGGAUGUCCAUGAGCAUGAUUCUGGAGCUGUCUUCAAUCAUGAAAAAGUAAACUAUAAAGUACAGUUCUGGGACCAAACGAGUGCCAAUGGGAGUUCUAAAUUAGCCAAAGGAGCCUGAUUUCAAAUCGAGUCUCAUCCUGUUUCUCUGCAGCAACAUUAUAUGUCCACAGUGUGCUUAUACAGUAUGUUUUCUGCAUGAAUAAUUUAGUUAUUUUCCACAUCCAAGAGACACUUAAUUUGCUUUAUGUAAUGUGUGAUUGCUAUUCCUAUCAACUGUUUGAUUAUAAGUUUACACCAGAUAAAAGAAGUAUUGAAAACGUCACAGUUUUCUAAGUAAAUCUAUUUCAAAAAGGUUUGUUGACGUCACCAGAUGUCGGUAACUACCCAUCCAAUCCACUCAUGCGAGAAAUCAAAUCAUAGAUGUCCAGAAAUUAAGCUAUGUGUGAAAAUGAAAAAAUGGCAUUGGGAGAAAGUACUGAAUGCAUGAAGAAAGCAAAGAGGCAUGGAGAGUCAUGGCACCAGCUGAAAGCAAUCCUGCCACUUCAGUUCCAACUAAUGGCCUAAAAAAAGGUGUCUCAUUACCAAGAUGUCACACAAGAAGCAUCUCAUGAUGGGUAACUGAUGAUACUGAUGACACUGGUUACAGAAGAAAUUACUAAAGAAACUACUAAAUUACUGAAGGUUCCAGUGAGCGCUGUUGGGGGCAUAGUUUGAAAGAGGAAAGAACAAAUGUCACCACAAACCGGCCGCUACCAAGUGCUUCCCUCAAGAUUUCAGACAGAAGGUGAAUGUAGCUCAGGCGGUAAACCAAGUCAUCUGAACUCAAUUAAAUUCAGUUUUAUUUAUACAGUGCCA
Molecule: messenger RNA, 4849 nt
Organism: Haplochromis burtoni (Burton's mouthbrooder)
Lineage: Eukaryota; Metazoa; Chordata; Actinopteri; Cichliformes; Cichlidae
Gene: gja10b
Product: gap junction protein alpha 10 b
Exons: 3
Coding region: 2614-4044 (476 amino acids)
Biological process (GO): cell communication
Cellular component (GO): connexin complex
Source: RefSeq, a predicted model, not a curated record